AUGGUACGCAGCUACCACCAGACUACACAGCUCCUCCAUAAUGGUUUUGAGGAGCAAUGGACUUGGAAUAAAAAAGACAAAUCUCACGAAGUUCGUUUAUACGGUACUAAAUUUCAAACAGCACAUUUCCAUCCGAACUGGUCAAAUGGAACCGCCGGAGUUCGUGGCUCGCAGGUUCUCAACUGUGGAAGACAUUACUGGGAAAUCAAAGUAUCCCAGCGAAUAUUUGGGACGAGUAUGAUGUUUGGUGUCGGCACAAGACGUGCCCGGCUACAUGUGGAUGCAUUUGUGAAUAUGUUGGGAGAGGAUGGUCAGAGUUGGGGCCUGUCCCAUAAAGGACUGUUGUGGCAUAAUGGUCGCUGGAGACAAUACACCACGCCCUUCAAGGAGAAUGAGGCGACUGUAAUAGGGAUGCUUUUCGAUGGACACGAAGGAACUCUCAGUUUCUUCAAAGACGGGUCAUAUCUUGGAGUGGCAUUUUCUGGUCUAAAUGAGAUUGAAGAAGAACUCUUUCCAAUUGUGUGCUCCACUGCCGCCAAGACAGAGAUGACUCUUGGAGUUAGGAGACGAGGAUAUGUGAGCUUACAAGACCGUUGUAGAGCUACGAUUUUAUCGAAAGUGAAACAAAACAAUGAUAUAGACAACUUGCCUCUUCCGAGUCGUAUCAAGUCGUUCCUCAAAGAUGUGGCGAAAUGA
Ylistrum balloti is the source of this 696-nucleotide messenger RNA. RefSeq names its product SPRY domain-containing SOCS box protein 3-like. Gene Ontology annotation, biological process: intracellular signal transduction; proteasome-mediated ubiquitin-dependent protein catabolic process. Gene Ontology annotation, molecular function: protein binding. Gene Ontology annotation, cellular component: SCF ubiquitin ligase complex. NCBI's taxonomy places the organism in Eukaryota, Metazoa, Mollusca, Bivalvia, Pectinida, Pectinidae. The record is from RefSeq and is a predicted model, not a curated record. The coding region runs from base 1 to 696 and encodes 231 amino acids. The transcript has a single exon.